This is a messenger RNA of Podarcis lilfordi (Lilford's wall lizard), 31749 nucleotides long. Lineage: Eukaryota; Metazoa; Chordata; Lepidosauria; Squamata; Lacertidae. The record is from the annotation of a GenBank genome assembly.
AUGGUUAAGAACGGAUAUCUCAACAGAGCUACAGAAGCAGGUCGCACUUUUCACCAUUUAAUGUAUGAUGCUGCUGCUGCUGCGGUAUUGAAUUCUGAUGGAAUUGACAUUUUUAAAAGCAGAUUGUGGAUGCAGCCCCGGGGGGUGGGGGUCUGUUGAGGGGGAUUUUGACUGAGAUGUGAUGAUGCCCUUGGUUUUUUGGUGCACAAUUUUUAAAGUGAGGUCUAAAAGUAGGGGAGUUCGCUGUGUGCCAGAAGCAGCGGAGGGAGAAUGUGAACUAGCUGGACUGGCCAAGAGAAAUGUCAGCAAAGCUCUGAGGGAGGAGAAAGGCAUCCUGGACUGCUGUGCACAAGUGCCCUAUUAAGAGAUAAGCAGUGACAGGAGAGGAAAGCAAGCACUGCCAUCCAAAAUAGCCUUGGGUGACACAAGAGGGCAAAGGGACACAGUUCUGGAAGCUGGCAGAGGAACCUAUGGAACUGGAACCUAGUAGAGAGAUGAAUGGACAGAGCCCUGGCCUGGAAUUUAGUUCAAGGUGUGAAAUUCAGGGUGGCAUAUGCAUGUGAUAAAUGCAUGCAUGCAAUAAGGGCGAAGAAGGAAAGCAAGCCAUGAACAGCAAAUCUAUAUGUAACUAUAAAACACUCUGAUUAACAUACAAAUGAGCUUAAAAUCAUUCAAAUAUGUAUGUGACUGGCAAGUAAGAGAACUGUACUGUACAAGCAGGUAUCUGACCUUGCAUAGAGACUGGGGCAUGCUUGCACUUGCUGACACACACCCUGAAGACACUAAAGAUCAGGCAAAUCAAGUUCCUCUAUAUCUUUCAGUCUGUGGUGCUCUUUGAUCCGAGAUGCUAACAUUAAUGAAUCCAAUAAAACUGUACCAAGUUUCAAAAAAUUAGCCUGUCUCAGUUUGGUCCUCUGGCGACAGACACUUGAUUUAUCAAUUUCUCCACCAGGGCAAUAUUCCAUGCCUCAUUACACUAGUCAGUCAGUGGAAGAAGCCUCUUGAAUGUCUCCUGCAUGUCCCUGUCUCUUGCUGCAAAAAAGAAUGUCAAGUCUUUCAAGUGAGACUGCACUUGAUGGUCUGCAGAUAUGCUCAGUGAUGCCAGAGCUGCGAAAAUGUAAAUGCCUGUCCUAAAAUCUUCCAAAUUUCCCUUUCAAUCAGUAUGUUUGGUUUGGUUUGAUAUAUGGUUAUAUUGAUCAGUUACUGUUGUUGGAUAAAGGCUGGUGAAUUCUGCACUCCUUAAGCUUUUGCAAGUGAAAUGGAAUAGGGAUAGUUCAUUGGUACUUGAUUUCAGACAAAUAAGAAGCUGAAGGGAAGCUAAAUGUAAGGAGAAAUAUCGCUUUCCUGUGUGGGUGGUGUUCAAAAACUCCUUAAUUCAAGGAAAGAGGAGCCCACUAUGGAGUUACAGAGUAGGAGGGAUAGGCCAAAUAAUGUAAUUACGUUGUAUAUGUGUUGGCUCUGCAAAUCACAUUUGUUGGUCUAAAACUGCUGGGAAAGCUUUUCACUAGUCUUAAGAACAUAAGAAGAGCUGCUGGAUCAGUAUCCUUUUCUCACAGUGGCCAACCAGAUGUCUGUCGGAAACCCACAAGCAAGACCUGAGCACAACAACACUCUCCCUUCCUGCAGUUUCCAGCAACUGGUAUUCAGAAGCAUUACUGCCCUCCAACUAUAGAGACCGAGCAUAGCUAUUAUUACGGCUAGUAGUAAUUGGCAGCCUUAUCCUCCAUUAACUCAGCUAAUCCUCUUUUAAAGCCAUCCAUGUUAGUGGCCAGCAUCACUGCCUCUUGUGGGAGCAAAUUCUAUAGUUUAAACUAUGUGGUGUGUGAAGAAGUAUUUUCAUUUCUCUGCCCUGAAUCCUGGGUCCUGGGUAUAUAAUCCUAAUUCCAUACAGUUCUGGGUCAUCACACAUUAAUUGGGUAGCAUCCUAGAUAAACCUGAAAUCCGCUCGGUUCUUGACCAAAAGCUGACUUGAGAACUUUGACUGUCUUACCUUAGGCAACCUGGUGAUAGAUAGCUAGGCAUGACUCCCUUUAGUUUCUGGUUCUGAAACUGCCCCGGUGCUUGAGCUGUGUCUGGUCCUAGAUCAAGAAGGUCCUACUAUUCUCAUUGUUACAAUGAAUUCCCUUAGCACUGCGCCCGACCAAGGUCCAGAUUUCUCUGCUUCUUUUCUUUGCCCGCUCCAUUUCUGGCUUGUAGUUAAUAGUAGUAGUAGUAGUAGUAGUAGUAAUUUAUUUGUACCCCAUCCAUCUGACUGGGCUGCCCCAGACAAUCUGGGCGGCUUCCAGCAUAUAUAACAACAUAGUAAAACAUCAAACCUUAAAAAGCUUCCCUAUACAGGGCUGCUUUCAGAUGUUUCCUAAAUGUUAUACCCUAAAUCUUCAAAUCCAGUUCUGUAAGUCAAGGUCAUUCUGGCUGUGGUUUUGAACCAGUCUGGUGCCUAUGGUUCUGUCCUGCCCCCUGACCUAUGGUGCCUCUGGUUCUGGUGUAAUACACUGUGUUUAUACACCUCUCCACUUACUGUAUCGCCAUAUCCGUGUCUAUAUGCACUGAUUGAGCGUCAAUUACUCAGUUUGGGGGGCGGGCACAGAAAGCGAGGUUUGCGACGGCACAAAACCAGCAGAGAACUUUGGCACUGGUUUGGAGUCAAACAGGAUGAGGUUGGAUUUUUGGCCCUUUACAGUGGUACCUCGGGUUACAGACGCUUCAGGUUACAGACUCUGCUAACCCAGAAAUAGUACCUCGGGUUAAGAUCUUUGCUUCAGGAUGAGAACAGAAAUUGUGCUCCGGUGGCGCGGCGGCAGCAGGAGGCCCCAUUAGCUAAAGUGGUGCUUCAGGCUAAGAACAGUUUCAGGUUAAGCACUGAUCUCCAGAUGGAAUUAAGUUCUUAACCCGAGAUACCACUGUACUUGUAAAGGGUUUUGGCCCUUUGCACAAAAUGCGGGAUUCGCAGCACAAAACUUUGGCGGGAUCCAGAAUUUCAGGGUCACACCUGAUCCUGAUCGCAUUGCCCACCUAUCAGCUCCCUGAGUUCCGACCCUGCUCCAGGGGGCAGACCCAGUUCUGUUUUUUCUCCAUGUUGCCCCUAGGUCUUCUUGCUCACAGCUCCUGUUCCGUCUCGCCUCGGCGGAGGAGUCGCGGCCCACGUGCUCCCACCGACCACGCUGCCGCUCGGCCCCCGCCCCCUCGGAGAGCGGCCCGUGGGAGGCGCUAGGACCCGCCUGGCCUGGCCCCGGCUUGGCUCCCUCGGCCUCUCUGACGCGCUCUCCCGCCGAGCUGGCUGCGCGGCUCUCGAGCUACAGGCGCUACAUCGCCCCAGGACGGCAGGGAGCCGCGCCACCGAACCCGCCGCGCCCGGGGACGGAGCCACGCCCGAACCUGCCGCCCAGCCCAGCCCAGCCCAGCGGUCCGGGAUACCCAGGUAAGCGAGCUGUGCGCGGCGGGGAGAUGCUUCUGCGGAGCGCGCGCUAGGGGACCGUCCGGCCGGGUCGCCCGAAGGGGCUCUGGCAGGUGGCGCUGGGGGGGCACCUCGGUGCGCCGCGCGCUCUCCUGGCCCGCCGGGGUCUGCCGCUCGGCGGCACCUGCUCGCAUCUGCGCGGGUCGGAGGCGAGGGCUGGCUUAAGGCUGGGAAGGAGCGGCGCCGGGUCUCCUCUCCAGCGCUCGCGGAGGGAGAUGGAGGCGCCAAGCGGCCGGAGAGACUCUCGCCUGGCGGGCUUGGUGUUGACGCAGCUGUGCAGGACUCAGGGCUGGUCCCCCGCGACCCAUCGCUGCCCCCUUCUCUCGCGGCUGCCUCCCCAAGAUGCUCCUGGCCCGGCGUCGGCUGGACCAGCUGAGCAGGGGGCAAAGUAGGCGGCUGUCUGCGCGCAACAGGAGGGUGGGGAAGUGAAAGCCGGAGGUCUGCGCGUCGGCGGGGGCGCAUCCCAUAGACAGACCUCCGUAAGGCUCAGGCAUACAUAGCCCCUUUGGGCACCGUAUUGUCCAGUUGCCCUUAUUUCCCCAGCAACAGCAUCUCCACGAUCGCGCUUUCCCAGCGCCCCCUCCUAGCCCAUGUCGCGGUGACCGCGGCUCCAAGAGGCUGGUCCUCAUGAUCCCCAAGGGCUCCUCUGCUAGCGCCAGGCGUCCUGGCCACCCUGAGCGGUCUGGCUCCGGCUUCUCCUCCUCCUCCUGGAGAAGUUCAUUCAUUUCUCUCCCGCGCAUCCUUGACCCAAGGAGCUCCGUGGCCAAGGGAGAUUUGCCCAGGAGAGAUGCUUGUGUCGGGACCAAGCGAAAGCCAGUCUCAUCGGGGCUUUUAGACAGCCCUUUUAAAACAGGCGAUCAAUCCAUCCGCCUCUCUUCCUGAGCGCAUCUCCCUCCCUCUUUCAGCGAGACCGACUCGGAACCGGAGCCAGGGGCAUCACAAGGAGUCUGGCUUUCCCCUGAGGAGGGUGCUGAGAGGUGUUUGCGCCUUUCUAAACAUCAGAAAACACCCCAGAACAAGGCCUAGAUAUAGAUCUCUAGUUGGUGACGAUGCUCGGCUGGAUCACAGGAGCACUCGAUUUCUGGGCGCACCGCGUGAGAUGAGGAGGGGAGGCUGGGUCUCCAGCGAGAUCCAGUUUCCUUAAAUGUCACAGGGAUUUAAACGCUCGUGAAGGGAUGACAGACAGGGAGGGAAGGAACUGGGCUGGGAAACAAGGAGCAAACCUCGCGCGCGCCUGUUUAUCAGGGGAGAGGCUGGGCAAUGGGAAGAUGGGUAACGUUUAAUCUCUAGGGUCAGAGAUUAUCCGGCUCAAAUCAGCAAGAGACUUGGAAGGCUUACCCUGAAACCCAUUUCCCCACUCCCAGAUCAUCCAGGUGGGCUGUGUGAAGACGCUUUUGUCCCUCAGAGGUACUCUGCUCUGUGCUGUUGUUUCCAACCUGAACUGUGCCAUUUGAAAAGGAGUUCUGGUUCUAGAUGGUGUUCUGGUUGGUGUGUGGUUCUGGUGUUUAGAUGGUCCUCCACUCACCUGCACUUGUAUCCAUUCCAGAUCCUUGGAUAAGAUUCCAAGGUGCUUUUUCUCUGUACACACAGUCCCGGCUAUGGUAAAUGAUUCCCUUAAAACUUCAUUUAUCUGUAGGAAUCAAUCUCAGCCCAUCUCUGUAGUCAGCUUGGGCCUGAUUGGCUCCUCCAGCCAGUGCCCAGUUACUGAUCUAAUUUAAUCCAAUGUUUUUUGACGGAUCUAGGGCAUUUGCUUGGAAUUGAAAUACUGCGCCUCCCUGGGCAUAGAUGUUGUAAACAAAUGAUAUGGGCAAGAUUGUACUUAUUUCUUAUUUUGCUGCUUUUUUGCUUUGGUAUGUUAAUUAAAAAACAACAACAAAAUUGUAAAGAACACAAAAGCGAAGCUGCUUAUAUCUGCCUGUGCUGUUUGACUGGUUCUUGUCUUGAAUUGCGACAGCGACAUUUCUCUAUUAAGCAAUAUCAAGUCUGACAUCUGUGUUUAUACGCUUUUCUUUUUUCUAUUUGAAGUACCGAUGGCAUCAGAUUGAUUUUUUUAGCUGCAUAUGACAGUAAUUAGGUAGUGCUGCAUCUACAUCCUCCAUUAUUCACUUGGAAAGCCCACUGUGGCAAAGGGUAUUUAUAUUUCAAAAUAAGUGUGUAUAUUUACUAUGAUGGGGUUGUGGAACAGCAAUCUGAGGACCCAAUAUGAAGCCAGAUUUGGUGUUUGGGUUAACUAACAUAUUUCUGAGCCCUUUACAAACACUAUAGAUCAACAAUUAACUAAGCUUUCCUGACAACUAUAAUGAUAACGAUAAAUAAUAAUAGAAAGGAGAAUAACUCUAAAUAAAAUGACAGUAAAAAUGUGAAGCUGUAGAUUUAUUACUUUUUUAUCACAUUUAUAUCCCCCCUUCCCUGCCCCAAGGUCACCCAGAUGGCUGAAUGGGGAUUUGAACCUUGGUCUCCCAGGUCCCAGUCCAACAUUUUAACCAUUACGCUACACUGAAUUAGUUAUGAAGCUGGUACUGCAAUGUUCUUGCUUUUCAUUUAUUUAUAUACUGCUUUAAUACUCUCUAAGCAGUUUGCCAAACCACCAAAGUGGUUUGAUAGCAUGAGGAAGGGUCUAGUAGGUAGCUAGGACCUGAUGGAUUUGGGGCUGUUAAUGUAGUCCCCCAACUUCAAUGCCCUGUACAGUAUAUAACGCAGGCUGCUUCUUCUGGAGGGGAAAUUCUCAAGAGGUAGACUUACAUAGCUUGUGGCAUCGUCUAAAGUGCAGUUCUACUCUGGCUGUAAAAUGACACCGCCAUCAGUAGAUCUUCUCCCAGGGAGUAUUCGGUUCUCCCCAUGACUUCAGCUCUGAUCAAUGCUAUGCAAACAUUUGUGCACGUGAGUAACUUGAGCUUUGUAAGUGGCAGAAUCCGGUAAGCUCAGAGUGAUCACGGACAUGUGGGCCUUUACUCAUCUGGCAUGGAGAUUCGUAGGACGGGAGCAAUUAAAUGGCGGUAUUAAAUGACCUUUGUAUUGCCAGUUUGGGGCACGAGGGACUGAAUUCUUACUCUCUAGAGCUGAAGGCAUGAGUUUUUAGUACGUUGGAUAUAUAGUCACGAUGACUCCUGCACAGUAGCAAACAGCAGCUUCCUUUUUUUGGAUGCUUUAAAUGAAAAAAAAGUGCAAAGCUAGUAACGCGAAUAAUGGCUUUCUGGCCUAUCUGAUGGAUCUGUGCACUCAACUGCUAGGAAACAGCUAGGAAACAGCCUCCCCCCACUCCCAAUGUGUCCACCCGAGCAGAAAAGCCUGCAGGCAAUUAUGUAUGAAGCCAGCAAGGAGGACACUGCCUGGUUUUCAGUUCCAGGCUGAUUUUGAGAUUUGCAAUCCUGGUAGUUAAGCAUCAUCUGCAUAUAGUAUAAAACACACCCCAUACCAGAUGGUACGGGGUGUGCUUUUUUUUAAAAAAAAGAACAAUUGGAAUGUUUUUUAGUCAUUGCAAUGAUUGGUUACUCUUCCUCUUUCUCAUGAAAGAAAGGAGAGCAGUUGAAUGAAGUGCUAAAUUGCUUUAAUAAUAAUAAUAAUAAAGCCUUUUGGGCUGGGUGGUCGUGAAGGGGCUUUGCAUUUCAUACUCAAGUUAAGAGCUGAGGAGUCUUGAUGGGUGUUGGGGUGGUGGCAGUGAUGAUCUGCCCAGGGAGCCUAGCUGCCUUCCUUGCCACACAAGCCCCAUUCUUUACAUUGCAGGUGGUUUAGUGGUCCAGAACAUGUGUUUAUGUGCAUUUAUUUCAUUUGUUGACACUAUCAGGAUAUACAGUUUGUAAAUAUAUGUCAUUAAUUUAUUUCACUAUACUAUACCAAUGUGAUGGGAUGUGGGUGGCGCUAAGGUCUAAACCACAGAGCCUAGGGCUUGCCGAUCAGAAGAUUGGCGGUUCGAAUCCCUGCAACGGGGUGAGUGCCUGUUGCUCGGUCCCUGCUCCUGCCAACCUAGCAGUUGGAAAGCACGUCAAAAGUGCAAGUAGAUAAAUAGGUACCACUCCAGUGGGAAGGUAAAUGGCGCUUCUGUGCGCUGCUCUGGUUCGCCAGAAGCGGCUUUGUCAUGCUGGCCACGUGACCCAGAAGCUGUCUGUGGACAAACACCAGCUCUCUUGGCCAGUAAAGCAAGAUGAGCUCCACAACCCCAGUCGUCCGCGACUGGACCUGAUGGUCAGGGGUCCCUUUACCUUUACCUAUACCAAUGUGAUAAAACAAAAUGCCAUGGGACAUUUCAAACCCACCUUUUAAUUGCAGAAGUGAUCUCCUUGGGAUGAGCCUGAACUAAUAAUUCAUUGCUUAAUUAUUUAAUAAUUCAGUUUAUUCCAUGUACAUCCCACCUCAUCCCAAGGGCUUGGGGCAGGUUAAAAAAAAUGUUAUUGCUAACUGCAACUCCCCCUCUAAUUGCAGUGAAUCAAUCACAGACAAAGUAAUUUUUUGGAAGGCGGGGGAAAUCUUAGAAUGAUUCCUACAGCUGGGCUUUGGCAAGUUUCCAGGAGAAGGAAUUUUGGAGUUGGGGAGGAGGCAGAGGAGAAUCAGACACUGGGAAUGAGUCUCCAGUUUCAUGCGCUGCAGGUCUAGAUCUGGAAUGGGUGGUCUACCAACUGGCCUUCCAAGGUCUAACUAAUUCAUGUUGAGAUAUGGAGGAAUCUCUGUCUAUUCCCCUACCCUCCUGGUAAUUGCUUACUCUUCCGGAAGUAUCUGAGGUUCUGCACGAUGUGACAGUGUACUUGUUGCAUGAAACACCUGGAUUGAUUUGGCUACACAUAUUUCUUCCCACGCAGUGCUUUGGUUGUCUUCUCUUUCUGCUUGUGGCAUACUCCAUUAUCAGUAUUUAAAUUAACUAAAAUUAUUUCUGCAUUGUAUUGAUUAGUACAUUGCACUCCAGCUUUCCUCCAUCUUGGAACACAAUGCACUGUACACAAUGCUGAUGAAACCCAUACCUCUUUAGCAUGAAUCUUAGCUAAGCCAGGAAGCCACUGGGACAUUUUGUUAAGUCAUUCCCUUUUAGCACCCCCAUAAAUAUAACUUUUUGUUUCUGUUGUAAAGAUUAUUGAAAUUCUGUGUGUGGAUUGCUUUUCAGCACGGAGAAAAUUUCAUAUAUGUGUGUGUGUGUAUGUGUGUAAAUAUCACUCAGUAAAAGCCUGAGGAUAUGCUGCGGAUAGUAAGAGAAAGAGAAGGAAGCAUCUAAGGAGAUUUGAGUAGUAGGUUGAUGGAACCUGUUAUCAAACAGGACCAAAAGGGGAGAUUGCAGGGCGGGGGAUGGCAGAAGAACCACAUGUUUGCUGCAAGAGAAGGGGGAUGUUGAAAGAGGAUGGAAGUGGAGCAGGGGAGGAUUAACCUCUGGUAAAUAACAAAGGUCACCAGUGGCAGAGACAAAGGUUUCUUUUGACAUCUAUGAAGUGAUGUCCCUGCAGAGGUGGACCAGGCUCUGGCCUCAGAAUACAAAGCCGCCAAAUAAUGCCUCUGUGGGAGAUGGACCAAAUGUCUUUUGCUCCUCUCUACACAGAUUUCAGUUUGAAUUAGAAUUAAUUGUGGAAACGCUGUAGUGGAAAGUCGGCUUUGCUAAUCAGGAAGUGAAGCUCACAAAUUAGCAGUGCUGUGGUCAAGUGAAUGUCACACAGAGUAGCAGAUAGCAUCAAGUUAUAGGGGAGAGACCAGUGUUAUUACAAUGGGCUUGGGCCUGUGAGGCCUCAGUUUGAAUUCCUCCUCAGCGUGGUGAGGAGGAGUUACUGUGUUUCAUCCUAACAUAUGCUAUGGUCCUUUUUGUGAAUCCACCGUAGCAAGAGUGGGCAACAGAGCUCCUCCUUUCUCUCCUCCUCCCUGCACCUGCAUAAUCUGGAGUUGGGGGACCCUACAGAGCAGAUUUUGGGGGAAGCUGGCAAAGAGAAACCAGAAGUCCCAUUGUGCAAGCAGAUUUCCGUUGUAGAAGUUGGCAGACAUCACUGGAUGUCACCCAAUAUUAGAAAAGACUUGCAAGGCAUUUUGUACACUAAAAGGUGAAAACUAUGUACUGUAUCCAUUCACCCUUCCACAGGUUUUAUUCAAUCCCAGGGCACAGUUAUCCCAUAACUGGGAUAUCCCAUAAACAACAACAAAAAAGGGGGGAAAUUGGUACACAUAUAUUUCCAGACACCUUGAUUACUAUAAAAGUCUGACAACGGGACACCCCCCCCCCAAAAUAUAACCAAGUUAAGUGAUGAAAUGUCUACCUCAGAAGUGGGAAACCUCACCUGUGGCCAACCAUAUGUUGUCGAACUGCAGCUCCCCUCAUCCCUAACUAUUGGUCAUGUUGGCUAGGGGUGAUUCUUUUUUACUUAUUCUUAAAAAAGAGAGACCGCAUUUAAAGCAUAAGUUUCAGAAAAAACUAGACAAUGUGUCACAUGGAGUAAUUCACAAAAGAUUUUUUAAAAACCCAAUAAAGCCAUGCAAUAUUAAUUUAAAUCUGCAAAAUAUUACUAAAACCCACACUAGGUAAGCAAGGAGAGUUUUAGUCAACCGCAUCCAGAAGGCCACAGGUUCUUCACCUUGGGUUCAUAGCAGAAGUAUAGCAGCAAGGAAGCCACAUCUUUUGUUACCUGAGACUAAGGACAAGAUAGUAUCUUCCUCCAUUCCAUGAACAAACGCUGACUAGACUGGUAGUCAGAAUUGUAUUUUGACACUGGCAGUGGGACACCAUUCUCUACUGAGUGGUGAUGGGCUGUAGCUGAAAGCCGUGGGCUAUUUCAUUGGAAGAUUAACUAUAUCCCGCCUCUGGCAUUCUCCAGCUUUUGAAAAUAAGGUAAAUAAAUACUCUGUUCCUUGGUUUAGCAUGCAGUGACCACUUCUCAUUUGGGAAAUUAAGUCUGCAGUCCUGAACAAAUUGGAUUUUUCCUAUUAAGCACAAAUAGAACACCCAAUAUAACAACCCUAAAGAAACACACAAACAUAUAACCAUCAGUGUUACAUAUAGCCACUUUGUGUUAGCCACUCUUUAGCACUUCAUUGCAUGCGGGAGUCACCUUCAAUGUACAAACUAAUGUUUUAUUUUAUACAUGGUAAAUAUGCAGUUUAGGCUAGGGAGUGUCUCCAGAAGGACAUAUGUGAGUGUGAUUGUGGGUGUGUCUGGGUUCUGAAAGUUAAUAUAUGAAACAAACAGCGGCCUGACUUCCUGAAUGGUGUCACGUAGUAUUUUGCCCUUAGCAAACCUCUUAAGUUGUUGUAGAGGCAAGUACCCGUACUUGAUAACCCUUUUCCAUUUAAGUAGGGUUGUGGUUUUUUGUUGUUGCUUAGAACCUUCCCAAACUUGCCUCCUGUAUCAUUCCACCUGCAGGGCAUAAAACAACUUGAGAGGAUUUUUUAACAACAAAAAGGCUAGUGGGGAGCAGAUUAGGAAGCCCAUCCCCACGAUGCACAUUUGUGGAAGAUUACAUCUGAUCUUAUAAAAAGAAAACAAUCGGAAUAAGUCUACACUAGCCUCAGUGAUGUGGCCCCUAAAUAAGUUAAUAUUUGCCUUCUCCCUUAAUGUUGUUUCUUCUGUUUUUAUUAUUGAGUAGCUCUAUACUUAAGGACAUAAAAUGAGCCUGCUGGAUCAGGCCAAUGGCUUAUCUAACCCAACAUCCUGUUCUCACAGUGGCCAGCUCAGGUAGAUGCCCAUGAAAAGCUUGCAAGCAGAACUUGAUCACAACAGCACUCCCUCCCCACCUCCCACCUGCAGUUUCCCAUCCACUGGCAUAUGGAGGCAUGCUGCCUCUGACUGUGGAGCUGGAACAUAGUCAUCAUGGUUCGUUUGUCUGCUUUUCGAAUUUGUCUAAUCUUUUAAAGCCUUCCAAGUUGGUGGCCAUCACUGCCUCUUGUGUGAGCAAAUUCCAUAGUUUAACUGUUCAUUGUGUGAAGAAGGGCUUCCUUUGGUCCAUCUUGAAUCUUUCAAUAUUCAGCACCAUCGGCUACCCACAUGUUCAAGAGGCAUGGGCAGGCAAACUAAGGCCCGGGGGUUGGAUCCGGCCCAAUCGCCUUCUAAAUCCGGCCUGCAGAUGGUCUGGGAAUCAACGUGUUUUUACAUGAGUAGAAUGUGUCCUUUUAUUUAAAAUGCAUCUGGGUUAUUUGUGGGGCCUGCCUGGUGUUUUUAUAUGAGUAGAAUGUGUGUUUUUAUUUAAAAUGCAUCUCUGGGUUAUUUGUGGGGCAUAGGAAUUCAUUCAUUUUUUCCCCUUUUCCUUUUCAAAACAUAGUCUGCCUUCCCCCAAGGUCUGAGGGACAGUGGACUGGCCCCCUGCUGAAAAAGUUUGCUGACCCCUGUUCAAGAGUUAUGAGAGAUGAGAGGUCCAGGAGAACUUUUCCUUACCCACUUUUUCAGCACCAUCAAACAUGCCACUUUGCCCCUGCAAUUGAGGGGGCUGGGGCCAUGUGAUGGAAGCACGCCUCCUCCUUGAAAAUUCAUGGGGGGGGCCCUCGCCCCACUCCAGAUGGCACACCAGAACACCAUGCAUAAUUUACACACUGAUAUCAUAUCUCUUCAUAUAUAGUUUUCUCUAAACAGUUCUAUAGAGGAGUUGCUCCAUCUCCUUGAUGAUUUUGUUUGGCCUUUUCUGAACAUCUUCCAGCUCCACAAUAUCCUUUUUCAAGUGAGGUGACCAGAGUUGUACUUCAAGUGUUAUUGAUUUGUGUAGAUUAUUAUAUUUAUAUUAUAAGAUAAUGGUAUAAUAUUGGUUUUAACUUCUUAUCAACAUAGUAAAUUAAGAACAGAGAGGGUCGGUCUGUUAUAUUAAAUUGGCUGUUGGGAUUCUGCCACAGAAUAAGCAUGAACAAAAACUUGAACAAAAAAUGGAUAAUCACCUAGGAUAUAAUUGAAACCUGUUGACAAGUCUAAGUGAAAUAUGGAAAGAUUUUCAAUAAGUUCUUUUGAAAAAGGAUUACAGCACUUCCUUUGUUGUCUUCUCUGUGCUCUUCAUUCUUUUCUUUUAAAGAAGUCAUGUUAUCUAGCUAUGGAUCUUAUUGCCAAUGUAGGUUAAAGUCACGGGUGAUACUGCUAUGAUAGGAAUAGUAAUCAAGAAUUUGCUUUAUUUUAUUAAAAUGGCCCAAAUGAUGCAAAACAGCAGCAGGGCGUUAUAGUUUUACUUCCUGAUAUAGUACUGCAAAGGCAAGAAAGAGGAGGGUGAACAAACUACUUUGCAUACUCAAGCCACAACUUCUUUUGUUCUUACCUACAUGGGGAGAGCACUUGAGUUAAGAGAAAGCAAUAGGCCAGAGCUGUUUCAUGUGAUUUACGGGUCCUGCCUUAGUGAGAGGCAGGAUGUCAAGCACGCCCUCAGGAACAACUCACAACUGAGUCAACCUGAAGUGAAUGCUACAUCCCAUCCCCAUUUGUUCCUUCUUUUGUUUCUAGGCAACAGGCUGGGGAGCAGAAGCACACUUCUGGAGCCUGCUUUUCCUCCAUUUUCAGUUGGUAAGGUUACCCUGUAUUUGUGUGUUGGUUUGUAAAUAUGCGCUUGUGUGAAUGAGGACUGAGGGGAAGCUACUUGGCUGCAUCAGUACAUGCGACUUCUUUGCCAAGUGCUACAAUCUGAUGGCUAUGAUCAACCCAGAGAGAGGUGUCAAGAGUACAGCCUGCAUAUGCGUUUGUGUGUUUUUAACCAACGUUGAAAAGAACGCCUUUUUUUAAAUACAUAGGGACAGUGCUGCUUGUAAAUGUUAAUAUGCGAUCUAAAGGGCGUGCAUUUGUUGUUGUUGUUGUUGUUUUUAAAAACUGUGUGUAUAUUCCAGCAGGUGUAGGUUUUAUAUUCAGAUUGCAGGCAAAGAGAAUUGGGGGAAUAAAGGGGUGGGGGGUGGGAAGCUUGUGAAAACGUCUCACAAGGCAGUAAUGCGCUUGUUUCCGGCCUUUUAUUGUGCACGUGCUCUCUCUCUCUCUCUCCCCCCAUGGGCAGCUCUCGCCAAGAGGAAUAUUAUAUUCUAAAAGUAGUCAUUGGUUGCUUAGUCGGUGCAGUUGCAACAAGAAGUAAAGGCGAGGCAGGGUUGGCUGCAGAUGACCUUAGGCAACCGCUGUUGCCAGAUCAACGUUUGAAAAAUAAGACGCCCGGUGGCAGUUUGGGAAGCUGCCUUCUAUGUAUUCUGUGGAAUGGACCAUGGAGCUCGGGGAUGUUCUGUAUUCUGACAGUCUGAUCCAUCGCGUUACGCUACCCAAACUGAAGAACCCGGGAGGCUGAAUUUAAAAAGCGUCCUCACUGAAUUUGCUUCGGCCAGUUAAGAGCACGGCUCCUCAAAGCAGUGAGUUCAGUUCUCUCCCUCCUUUCAUAUAAAUGGAUUGAAUCAUAAGGGUUAUAAAGCAUUUAAAUUAUAGCGGCGGUGUUCUUGUUGGAAACGCCAUCUAGAGCAGAUAUUAAAAAAAGGCGCGUGGGUCGUCUUGGCUGCAAAGCCAUUAAACUUUCAGAGGCUGGCGCCUUACUUUCUUAACAGCCAGAGGGGGUAACAGAAUAAUUUGAUUUCCUUCAGAUCUGCAGAUCGACAAUGGUGCUUGGAUUAUUAUGAGGGAGAGGAGUCGUCCCCCGCCCCCCACGCGAUUUUUCUCCUCUAAGUAGCCUUAUUAUGUGACCACUUAACGGCUCCGGGGCUGGGAACGGCAUAUAGCUGAUGAUCGGACAGAGUUGUUCUUGUUUGGUUGUUUAAUCAUAACUUGACCCCAAUUAGAUAUUGCCAAGCGUUGCUUCCGCGUGCGUGUUUGCUGGUUUUGAAGCAGGUUUUGCGCUAUCGAGAUAACGAUCUUAAAAUCGGCUUCGAGGGAGAAUGUGUGCGUUGAUUUUUUUCCCCUUCUACAGAUGGCUGAGGCUACGCGCGCUUUCCCGGCAGGGAAUGCAAUACUAUACUAGAGCAAGUGCUCCGCUCUGUCUCUCCCCGGCUCAACCACGAGGUGAGCGCGUGUAUUUCUUGGUAAUUGCAGCCGGCACUUCCGGUCUGCCCCUCUGUCACGUCCUGCACGUCUGCAUGCGGGAAGACGUCCCCAAGUGCUCUAGCCAGCCUGUGCCAGCAGCCCUCGUGGUCUGGGCGGGGAGGCUCCGGGGUGGAGCCAAAGCCCCAUUGGAACCGCAUUCCAAGCGGAGCCCCCUCCGCCCUCAGAUGCGCCGCCUCCUCUCAGAUGCUCUCCUGGAUCCACCGUGAUCCGAGGAUCCUCGUAAGAGGUUUCCGCUACCAGAUGCCGCACUCCUGCCUUUGCAGCUUUGCAUUAAAAGAUGCAGACUUUACCCCUUGCGCUGCUUGGUCUUUGGUGUGUAAGUUUUCCCCACGUGCCUGUGUGUGUGUGUGUUUAUCCGUAUGGCAACUGAGAGCACUUAAUGCAUCAGAUGAAGUGAGUUGUACUAGUCCACGACAUUUUAUUUUAACGCUUUUAUCUAAACAAAACAAAGUUAGGUAUGAAAUAGACAAUCAAGAAAAAUACAGGUAGAAUAACAGUACAGCAACAUAUUUUAUGCCACACUAUAUUUGUUGGUGUUUAAGGUAUCUUAAGACUGGUGGUUUUUUAAAUGGCACAGUGAAGCCUUUGGAAAGUUGUCUGCCUCCUAUUCUGUGGGACUGUGAAGCACCGCUUGCCUUUAAGGACUUACCACAGUGUAGUGGUAAGUCCUUAAAGGGAAGCGGUGGUUCUUUUCUAAAAUGAGAGGUGCUCCAGCCACCCUAGAAAUCCCAUUUUUGACCCAAAUCCUGCUCCCUAUUUGCAAGUGGAUGAGGGCACCCAUUUCAGGGGUAUAUACCGGUAAUCCCUGCAUGUCUUCACAGGCAUAUAGUCCUGACAUUCACAAUAGCUGCUAAGAGAGCAUCGCUGUAAGCAAGCCCUGACUCUAGCCCUGCAUGCAGGACUGGCCUUUGGGAAUUUUGAAGGUCAUGUGCUAAGUGGGCACUGAUGUCCCCCUAUAUGAUGUUACAGAGGAGAUAAAAUUCUAGUUGCUUUAAAAAUGAGGUCCAAUUAAACAACCUCCAGCCAAGGCUAAUGCUUAGUACAUUACAGGUAGGUAGCCGUGUUGGAAGUGUGCAUGCACAUACAGUACCAAUAACAAAUGUAGUUGGUCUCUAAGGUGCUACUGGAAGGAUUAUUUUUUUUUAACAUUAAUCCAGUCCCUCUCAUUCAGUGUCAAUGUACACCACCUGUAACUCUUUCUUACCUAGUAGACUAGAAUUAAUAUGCUUUUAAAAGAACCCUCCUGUUCUUUCUAUUGGAAGAUUCUUUCAGUGCCAGUAGCGUGCUGGUCACUGUGCAGAGAGCACAAACAUUACAUAACACUGCUUGCUUUGAAAUGGCCGUGCUUUAUUGCGUAAUAACACCACAGCUCUGCAGUACGUACAGGAGAGUCAGUGGUGGCGUUAUGAGAUGGAGUGCUGAAAUUGGUCAGGCAGAUGCAGGUUUUAAAUCUCUGCUCAACCAUAAAGCUCAUUGCGUGACCUUGGGGCAGUCCCUGCUCCUGUUUACAGAGACAACGGGGAGAAAAAAACAAUGCACGUGCGGUACCUGAACUCCCUGGGGAUGUGUGUGCAAUAAAAGUGGAAUUAAAGCCCCCUGCUCAGCACAAUCUGCACAGAGAUUUUCCUCAUAGGAUAAGGCUGCCAAGGAGCUACAAGUCAUGAUGGUUUUGUGUACUGCUUCCAGUACUGGAUGUGGUACCCCUCUGAUUAUCAGAGAUUGCGGAUCACUCUUUGUGUGGUACUAAUGUGCUGCUCACCUGGUUGGCCGUUGUGAGAACAAGGUGCUAUGCUAUAUGGGUCACUGGCCGGAUCCAGCGGGGCUCUUCUUAUUGUCCUUAAUAUUCUCAAUAUGUGCACACUUCCUUGGAAGCAUGUCCCAUGAUAAUGGCUGGGAUUUUCUUCUAAUUAAGCAUGCAUAGAUUGUAAGAGUUGUACUGGACCCCAAAAGCAAAAUACAACAAAACAAAACAAAAAGCCAGACUUGUGGAAGGAGCUGCAUAGUCUGGGGAAUACAUUAGGACUUAGAUCUCUAAAUAGAUUUUUUCCCCUUUGCUUUUUAAUUGUACUUUGCAGUAGCAACAUUCUGGCCACCAAAAUAUAAUGGAUGAAUGAGGAAAAACCAGAAGUCAGCUUUUCCAUUCAUACGUUACGCUCACUUGUGUUAAGAUGUUUCUAUAUCUCCAGGCACUAGAAAUAUGCUCCCCACCUCUGGGGUUUGGGAAAAUCCUGGGUGGCUUUUCCAAAUUUUACAACCCCUGAAGCUUUUGUUGAUUAAAGUAGUGGCUCUUGUAGUGGCAGGUAGUGGACACAGCUGUUCCCCUCUACAGUGAGAUUUUGAGCCACUCUUGCUUAUCGCGAAUUGUCUCUUUUUUGGCACUGGUAAAGGACAACUUGAUAUGACAGAAUCUGUAUGGGGAACAAUAAAGUAAAAUGGAGGAGAAUGUCUUUCGUUCUGGAUUAAAGCAAAUCCCAUGUGUCAUUCCUCUUUAAAAAUGUGUUUUCUUGAAUUAAACUCUCCUAGGAAUAGGCUUAGCCUUAAUUUGGAAAAUGGCAUCAGUGUUCUGCUGAAAUCCACAUGGGAGUUCAUAAUUCAUUUUCAUUUAAUGUGUUAAAUGAGAGGCAAAUCACACAAAUUAAUGAACUCUCAUAUAAUUGUCUUGGCAAGGAUAUGCACAGUAGAAAAUUAGUGUUGCGUGAUUUGGAGGGGGAAAUGGGCAGGGAUUUAUAGGUAGACAAUUCUGGUAAAGGCCAGAGUUUCUGGUUGCACAUUACACCAAUUCUUAUUCCUGUAGAGGACAUUUGUCUCACAAUCUUAGACUGUCUGCUCAGAAGCCCCAUUCAAUUCAAUGGCAUUGGGUACUGUAUUGCAACCUCAGUACCUUAUUCAUAGGCAGAGGAGAAAAUGAGUUGGAAGAUGAGGAAGGAGAAAAUGAGAUGAUUUGAAGGAAAGGAGAGGAGGAACACCCACAUUUUAUAAGGUAGAACCUGGAAGUUGAGUUGAAGAUGAAACAAAGGAGGAUGGGAAAUAGGGACGUUUCUAAUGAUAAGAUGGUUGAUAUAACACAGGGAUGUCCAAUUCCCAAGAGACUGCGAUCUACUCCCACUAUAAAAAAACUGGCAAUCCCAUUGGAUUGACCAAAGUUGUUGAAGUUGUUGAGCUUUUUUUUGGGGGGGGGGAGUUGCUGAGCUAUUUUGGGGGAGACAACAACAUAGUUGCUGAGAUUUUUGGGAGGAGAAAUCGCCUAAGUUGUUGAGCUUUUUUAUUGGGGGGGCCAUCACUCAGGAUUACAUGAUUGACCAGGGACGCCCCGUGAUCGACCGGUAGAUCGCGAUCAACCGGAUGGACAUGCCUGAUAUAACAGAUAAAAGAAGAGCAGGGAAUGAAAAUUUAUAAUCCCACAACUGUAGCAGAUGUGAGCAGAUCAUUCCUGCUUCCCCAUCUCUCAGAUGUUUAUUGUACCCUUCUGGCUGAAAACAGACCCUCAAGGGACCACCUCACGUGUGUGUGUUCGUUCUCUCGUUCUCUCUCUCUGGUAAUUAGGGGAGGCCCAGCUCUAAAUGUCCUGACUUUCAGGAGCAAAGCUGGUACCCCCCACCCAAUAAAUUAAUGUAAAAUUAAAUAAAUUGAAAAACAGAACAAUCAACUAUCAGUACAAUUUAAAAAAGCAGAACACUAAAGAACAAAUAGGUAAAGGUAAAGGGACCCCUGACAAUUAAGUCCAGUCGCGAACGACUCUGAUCCUAAAUCCCUCUGAAAUUAUCCGGCUUUUAAUGUUUUCAUAAAAGUUGUGAAUCUGAGGAAACUGAGUAGAUAGCAAGUUCCAUAGGAUAGAAGGUACCAGAUACGUUCCUGACCCUAAGCACCUGUGUGUGUGUGUGUGUGUGUGUCUAUACAUAUAUGAGGUGAUACCUAAUGUAUCCUGGGUCCAGGCCAUUAUGGCCUGAAAGGUUAAGACUCCACACCGGCAAAAAGUUAGAAACCACUGGAGCACUUUCAAAAUGGAUGAUGUAACAUGCUUUUAGCAGUUAGCACUUGCAAAACACAGGGCAGCUGCACAUCCCACUAUCUUAAAUGUUCCCAAGCAUUCAUUAAAGCAGCCCUAAGGCAGUGCUUUCUUUUCACAGCCAGUGAUUUAAACAGCAUGAAGUGUAGAUGAAGGGGGGAGAGCAGGAGAUGACCAAACUAUCCCUCAAUGACCCAACUAUCAGCUGCUGGCUUACCUGAAGAGGCGUGCAAGAGAAAGCAAUGCACAGUGGUCAGUGGCGUAGUGUGGGUUGUCAGCACCCGGGGCAAGGCAAGUAAUUUGCACCCCCUAACCCGUGGAUUUGCACCCCCUAACCCUAACCCCCAGAUGUUGCGCCCGGCCCCCCCUGCACCCCCCACGCUACGCCACUGACAGUGGUUGAAUACAGGUCAGAAAUCAUCAUCUUGCUGCAUUGCUAGAAGUCAGAUAGUGUCGUACUUCAGAAAUAUCCUGGCUAGAGGAUUUUCAGGGAUGAAGAUUACUCCUGGGGAUGGAGGAUAGGAUGGCAAAAUAUCCAGCUGAAGGAAGUCCCUUAAGUCAGGAGUUCAAGGGUUUCAUUCAGGUGGUCCAUGGCGUGUCCACAUUAUUCAUUCAUUAAUUCCAUUUUUGUUGCUUCUUUUAUUUGUUGUGUUUUAUUGCAUUACAAUUUAAAUUCCACAGAAUUUAAAUUGUAAUACAGAGUAGGAAGUAAAAGCAGCCCCUAGCAAAGUGCAACACCAUUACCACAAAAGACAGAAAAAUCUUUCAGUGAUCUGCUGAGGCCCACAGCAAUUUUGUAGUGGUCUGCGGGGCUGGGGGGUGGGCAAAGAGGUUGGGAGCCACUGCCUUAAGUCAUUUCGCUUGGCAGGCAGAUGGCUGCAUUUUGGAAGUGAGAAAGGGCUCAGGAUGGGGGAUGGAGAAGAACCCUGUCACCGAUGAAUGACUGAUGUGAUGAUGAAUGCCAAGUCUUCUUCAUAUGCUAUGUACAUAGGGAAGUUUAUUAGCUGGGUUUCUGCCUGAGUUGCUGUCAGGCAGAACGGUGCAGGAGAAGAAUGAGCAGCUGGCUGUGAGUAGGUGUAUGCAUGGAUGGAUGCAAGUUUCUAUGGGGACAGAAUAGCUUAUCUCCUCCAAUACCAGAUCUGUUUUUGAGAGGAAGGGGGAAAGGAUUUUCAUAAAGGUCUCCUGCAGCAAGACCCGAUGGCUUAUGGGUACUGAGUGCUUUUGUUUAUCUUUAGUGAAGCUGUCUGGAGCCAAUAUAUAUUUAGAUUCAGAUAUAGAUUUGCUGUCCCUGGAAAGUGCAUCCAUGCCAGAUAGCAAGCAAAUUACCUGGUACUCUUGCAUAUACAAACAAAACCUGAUAAAAGCAUUAUGUAGUGCUGGUUUUUGCAGCUACAGUUCAGGAGCAAUACCAUGAUGAAUUGCCAAACAAUUUAAUUGGCAGGCUGGCGGAACAUGUGAGAAAGCCAGGGGCUUCUUUCUGAGAAAACUGCUUUCCCCCCCUUCCACUUUACUAAAGCUAUAACUCAGAUGGUGGACUUAGGCAUUUGUUCCCUUGUUAGUACUUUUGUUUUUCAGCUUCUUGUGAUAGUGAGUGAUGGUUCAAAUCCAACCCUUUUUUCUAGAAAAACCCCCCACCAUACUCCUGUUAAACACUGAUUGAUUUAAUAGCCCAUCUGCCUACUUAGACAUUUUGCUGAUGGAUAUUUGAUUGACAAGAGCAUAAACUCUGUUGGGCAGUUAAGAGAGGGACCUCAGAUAACCCUUACUGUAAGUUCACUAGCGGAGACUCAGAGGAUAUACGUUAGGAGUGCGUAUAGGAAGUCAAACGUCAGUGCCAGAAAAUGUGGUUUCAUUGUAGAUUGGGUAAGGAUCUGGAUGAUACUGGGGAAAAGAAUUUCCACUCUUCUUGUUGCAGUAAUAAAACAGCAAGCCUUACAGUACAAUAAUGACACUUGCCAAAAUGUGGGCAUCUUCAGCAUUCCUUCAUUUUUUUUAUGGAAAGGUGACUGUUUUGCUGUUCAAGGCCCAAAGUCUCCCUGGGCACAUGGAACAUGUCGCCUCAUUCUUUGGAUCGUGCCGUUUAUAAUCGGAGUGUUGCUUUCAUGCCGGUUUCAUGUUCUAACUUUAUGUAACUCAAGACAGCCUGUGUAUUUGUUGCAACCGAAUCUUCUCCAGCAGAGAUGAUGAAGGAAAAGCAUUUGGAUGUUUUCCUCCUGAAAGAGCAGCUUCAUGCAAUAGAUCUGCUCUGGAAGGCUCUGCCAGGUUUAUUUCUGGAGCUUGACCGUGAGAUUGUUUCUUGUAAAUUGUGCAGCCCUGGGCCUAAAUGUCACAGAAAGGACUCUGAUUGAUCACAUACUCAUCACCCAGCCGUCUAGACAUCAAGUGACUUCAUUUGCAGCUCUUGCAGGGUCAAAUGAAUCAUAUAGCAUGUAAUAAUUUCAUGGCCAUUGUCUUGCAAGCAGUAGGUAUUGCUUAGAGAUAGACAUAUUUAAUACAGCAAAUAACUGGAUCCACUGCCUUUGUUCCUUGACUGGUAGCAUGUGGGGACAUAGGAAGCUACAGUAUCUUGUACCUAAUCAGACUACCGGUAUUUGUUUAUCUAGUCCAGUAUUCUUUGAUUUGGCUGGCAGCAGCUCUCCAGCCUCUCAGAAAGAGAAAGGUCUUCCAAAUAAUUUGCUACCUGAUCCUUUAAACUGGAGAUGCUGUGGACCUUAUGCAUAUAAAGCAGCACAACCGCUGAGCUCCUGACCCUUCUGAAGCUGGGGACUUUUAAGUGAUUUUUGCCAUUAGCCAAACAGAAAGUUAAUCUGUUCUGGAUAAAUUUAUUAAACAAAAGGAAUAGAAUUAACAAUAUAUUAACAAUUAACAAUUAACACCUGCCUCCUUGAUCCGUGCCCAUCUUGGCUGAUUAGGGACCCCCCUGGUUGAAAUUAUCAAUUUGUCCCUUGACACUGGGACAUUCCCAGGGGAACUGAAGGAAGCAGUAGUGUGUCCACUCUUAAAGAAAACUUUAUUAGAUCCCUUAGAUCUAUCCAAUUACCACCCAGUUUCAAAUCUUCCAUAUCUGGGUAAGGCAAUUGAGAGAGCGGUUGCUGAACAGCUUGGUAGGUUUCUGGAGGAAACAUCGGCUUUAGAUCCAUUUCAGUCCGGUUUCCGUCCUGGUUUUGGGACCGAGAUGGCUCUGGUUGCCCUAACAGAUGAUCUCCGUAGACAACUGGAUCGAGGCGGGUCAGGACUGCUGAUCCUUUUAGAUUUGUCAGCAGCCUUUGACAUGGUCGAUCAUGAUCUUCUGGAUCACCACCUCGCAGAUGUGGGGAUACAGGGCAUAGCCCGUAACUGGCUGUGCUCUUUUAUCUCUGGUCGGGGACAGAGGGUGGCACUAGGGAGGGAAAUGUCGUCGCACCAUUCCUUGGUGUGCGGAGUGCCACAGGACGCAAUUCUCUCCCCAAUGCUUUUUAACAUCUUUAUUGUUAUCCGGAGCUUUGGGCUGGGCUGUUACCAAUUUGCUGAUGACACUCAGCUCUGUCUGCUGAUGGAUGGCCACACCGACUCGGCCCCGAACACACUGACCAGAUGCUUGGAAGCUGUGGCUGGAUGGUUUCGUGGGAGCCGAUUGAAACUAAAUCCUUCGAAGACAGAGGUCCUAUGGCUGGGUUGGGAUGGCAUGGCAUGGAUCUGAUUUCUUUCCGCAGGGCCUGUAAGACAGAGUUGUUCCGCCUGGCCUUUGGCUUGGAGCCAAUUUGAUUCCCUCCCUCUCUUUCUUUUUUCCUUUCCUUCUCCUCCUGCGAUGAGGCUACAUUUUAAUAUUUUAAUGUCUCAAUAUUUUAAUGUUGCAUUUUAAUUUUGUUUUUAAGUUGUAAUCAUUCAACUUGUUUUUAUUAUUGCUUGUAAGCCGCUCUGAGCCCGGCCUUGGCUGGGGAGGGCGGGGUAUAAAUUAUUAUUAUUAUUAUUAAUAAUAAUAAUGUUUAUGUGCUGCUUAAUAUGUGAGAUCCCUAAACAGUUUACAGUGGUACCUUGGGUUACAUACGCUUCAGGUUACAGACUCUGCUAACCCAGAAAUAGUACCUCGGGUUAAGAACUUUGCUUCAGGAUGAGAACAGAAAUCGUGCUCCGGCGGCGCGGCAGCAGCAGGAGGCCCCAUUAGCUAAAGUGGUGCUUCAGGUUAAGAACAGUUUCAGGUUAAGAACGGACCUCCGGAACAAAUUAAGUACUUAACCCGAGGUACCACUGUACAUUAAAUACAAUAAAAUCAUUUUAAAAAGGAAAGGGAAAUCUUAAUAAUAAAAGUAACAACAACAACAACAACUUUAUUAUUUUUACCCUGCCCACCUAGCUGGGGUUCCCCAGCCACUCUGGGUGACUUCCAGCACAUAUAAAAACACAAUAAGAUGUCAAACAUUGAAAACCCCCUGGCACAGGGCUGCUUUUAGAUGUCUUAUCAAAGUUGUGUAGUUCUUUAUCCCCUUGAAUAAUUACCGUAUUUUUCGCUCUAUUGGACGCACCGGACCAUAGGACGCACCGGAUCAUAGGAGGGGGAGAACAGGGAAAAAGAUUUUUUUUCUUGUUCUCCCCCCCCAAAACAAGGUGCGUUCAAGGUACAUUCACCAGAGCUUGUGGGGCUGGCAGUGGGGGGAAGCGCUGCUUUCCCCCACCGCCAGCCUCAAAGAUCCCUGAAGCCUUUGGAGCGCAGCGCCCCGCUGCCCUGCAGAGGUUUGCGCGCAGCCGUCCCCAAGCUAGAGCAGCGAGAGGGAGCCCUCCGUCUCGCUGUUCUGGCUUGGGAACCGCCUUGCUUGGUUCUGCUGGACAGGGGGUUGUAGGCUCCCAGCUGCCCUGCAGAGGUUUGCUCGCAGCCCUCCCCAAGGCAGAACAGCGAGAGGGCUCCGUCUCGCUGCUCUAGCUUGGGGACGGCUGCGCGCAAACCUCUGCAGGGCAGCGGGGUGCCUUCACCCGCUGUCCUGCAGAAGCUAGCAGGCUGUUCCCAGCCAGAACAGCGAGACGGAGGGCUCCUCUCGCUGCUCUAGCUUGGGGAGGCUGCGCGCAACCUCUGCAGGGCAGCGAGGUGCCUUCACCCCGCUGUCCUGCAGAAGCUAGCAAGGCUGUUCCCAAGCCAGAACAGCGAGACGGAGCGCUCCGCAGUGCUCCGUCUUCCUGUUCUGGCUUUGGGCUUAGCGGCGCAGCCUGCAUUCGCUCUAUAGGACGCACAAACAUUUCCCCUUAGUUUUUGGAGGGGGAAAUGUGCGUCCUAUAGAACGAAAAAUACGGUAUUAUUAUUUUACUAUAUAAAGCAUUAUGAUCAGGAAUACAAAGAAAUACAUUGAUUGAAAGGAGAAUCCAUCAAAACAUUCAGCAAAACAGAGCCCUCAAUGAAUCUUACGAGCCUGGAAAAUUUUGCCUAAACAAAUAGGUCAGGGAGUGUUAAAGUUUGCCACUGUUUGUAAAUGUGGGUAUAUAAAUUUAUCCACAUAUUUAAUGAUUGGAAAAAUAUCAACAAAACCAAACAACCAAAGCAUUAUUUGGACCUUACAGUUUAACAGGUCUGUGACCGUGUAAUAAAUGAUUGAUAGAUAGUUGUCACGGUUGUACAUAAGACCAGUGUGUGAGCAGGCCUGUGCCAAGAAGCCCUCACAUACAGUGAGAAUGUCUGCCUUCACAGAAUUGCCCAUAUGGGGAGCGGGGAGACUAUGUGCAGCUCUGUACUUACAGCGGUCUUACAUGUGAGUAUAACUUCUGAAUAGGGCACAGCUCUCUGCUCUAAUGGUACUAUAUUCAUACACAUUUUGCAUGCUGACAUUUACAGUUAUCGCUGGUUUAAGAAAUGACUCUGCUAUGUAGUAUUCAUCCAAAAUGAAUUGGGUGAAGCCAGGUGGAAGUUGUCCUUUGGAAGAUCUAUUCAUAGGAGAAACACAUCCAAACACUUACUGCAUCAGAUAGAUAGAUAGAUAGAUAGAUAGAAUAUUAUAACAACAAGGAGAGCUUGGUCGGUUAGAGCUUGGUGCUGAUAAUGUCAAGGUUGCAGGUUCGCUCCCCAUUCCCCAUACUGUACAGCUCCAUAUUCCUGCAUUGCAUGGGGUUGGACUACUAGAUGAUCCUCAGGGUCCCUUCCAACUCUGCAAUUCUAUAAUUCUAUAAAUAUCCCAUUUCUGUCUUCUGCAAAUCUUGCUCAAAAAGGACCUCCCACUUUCUGCUCUCCAAGUACACAGCUAUACAGAUGUUAAUGCAACAAUAACUGGUAGACAGUGGGGCUGGUCCACUAGGGAGAACGAGUCACUGUCCCAUCAACUUCAGUCUGCCAUCAGCUAGCCCCCACUUGUCUGUCUCCUUACUUGCAACCAGUCCAAGGGUUGUUCACUGCUUGUCAGAGCUUCCUCUACCUUAGUCUCAGUGCUGGCCUUAUAGAACUCAGCAAGUUGGCUCUGUCUGUUGAUCUCCCUGCCUUCCACCCUACUGAUCCCAAUGGGCACCAGUCACCACUGCUGGGAAUAGGGCAGACCUUUUUCUGCGUAAGAGACCACUUCAUCUAAAAAGCUAGCCUUGCCUUCCAUAGGACGUCUGCUUUUAUGGCCCUACUGUAUUAAAAUUAUUCAUUGCAUAACCAAGACUGAGCUGAUCAUAUCUUAUGGUACUGAUGGAAUAUUUAAAUACAUUUCUUUUAUGUCUUAGGAAACAGAUAAAAUCUCAUCAUGGGAGCUGUGGUGGUUGACGAUGGUCCUAGCGGAGUUAAAGCCCCAGAUGGCGGCUGGGGCUGGGCUGUUCUCUUUGGGUGCUUUGUCAUCACGGGAUUCUCCUAUGCCUUCCCAAAGGCCAUGAGCGUCUUCUUUAAAGAGCUUAUCCGGGAGUUUGGUGUUGGAUACAGUGACACUGCGUGGAUCUCCUCCAUUCUGUUGGCUAUGCUUUAUGGAACAGGUAAGUACUUACAACAUUCUAAAACUGGGUAGUAAAUACAUCAAAGAAGCAUAGUACUCUAUUUUAUUUUAUUUUUAAUAUUUAUAUAUAUUAUAAAGGGUGGCUUUUACAAUAAAAUAGUUUGUUCCCCAAACCAAGAAAACAAGGGCAUGAAAAAUAAGCAAGUCUAUAAAGGUAGCAUUAAAAUACACUAGUUGGAAUAAAACAGACUGAAGGUGAAGGGACCCCUGACCAUUAGGUCCAGUCAUGACCGACUCUGGGGUUGCGGUGCUCAUCUCGCUUUAUUGGCCGAGGGAGCCAGUGUACAGCUUCUGGGUCAUGUGGCCAGCAUGACUAAGCCGCUUCUGGCGAACCAGAGCAGUGCACGGAAACACCGUUUACCUUCCCGCUAGAACGGUCCCUAUUUAUCUGCUUGCACUUUGAUGUGCUUUCGAACUGCUAGGUUGGCAGACUAGCACAAGUCAAAAAGUUCAAAAUAGUAAUAAGAUCUAUUCCAGGUGCUGGGAAAACAUCCAUGUAGGUGCCAGGUUCUAAUGCUGGGGUGCCACACUUGAAAAGUCUCCUUUCCUAGUGAUCACCUGUCAUGGCUCAGGUGGCAGCGGAACUGGAAAAAGCUCUCUGAAUAUGAUCUAAAAUAGCGUGGAGAACCUUUUGGGGCCAGAUGGGACAACUUUGGCAGGUGGGUGUGAUAACCCACAUGGUACUCACCCUAUGUCAUGGGCAGUGAGUUCAAGCCUGCUUUCUGCAGUGGUCAGCCACAUGAUUAAAUUCACCAAGGGGAACUUGGUUACACAACAGAUCCACUGGGCUUAAACUCACUGACAGGCUUGAACUCACAUCGAUCCAUUGGGCUCGAACUCACACUGACCUACAGCAAAGGAACCAUCAGGAGCUUGCUUUAAGCUCCCAAUAGUUCCUUGGUAGUCACAUUGGUACCUGCUCCAUCCCUGGAAUCACAAAUGGUGCCAGGGGUGGGGCAGGUGGGUGUGGUUUAUAAUGGAAAUGUUAAGGCUACCAAUAUCUGUACACAUUAAAAAAAAGAAAGCUAACAUUCUCAAGUAUCCUCCAGAUGUGUUGGGUAAGCACCAGCAAUCUAGAGCCUUGGUCAAAUGAAAAGGACCAUAUGUGGUGGAUAUGUAGGAAAAUACAGGUAUUCUGGGAGAGUAUACAUGCAGAACUGCAAAAAAUGCUAAAGAUCUCUUCCAAUAAAAAACCAGAGGCCUACCUCCUGGGAAUAACAGAUUUGGAUAUUCCACAAAAGAGGAAGGGUAUCUUUUAUAUGCGACGGCGGCAGCAAGAGUUUUGAUCGCAGCAAAAUGGAAGAGUAAUGAAAUCCCCUCUAUACAAGAUUGGAUCCAAAAGCUGACAGAAUAUGCCGAAUUAGAUGGUUUAUCAGAAAAAAUAAAGAAUAAAUCAAAACAGGAAUUUGUUUCUAAAUGGGAGGUUUUCAAAGAAUAUCUGAAAAAUAAAUAUAGUAGUUUAAAUUCUGUUGCAGCAUUCGAGGAACUUCAGUAAUAGUUGCUAGGUAGAUAGAAGAAAUUAGAUUUAUUGAGAAUAAGUUUAAUUAUGAAAAAAAUGUGUAUUGGCAAUAAGUAAUAUGAAUUUGAAAUAUGGAAUAGACGGGAAGUUGGGUCUUUAGUGUUAAGACCAAUAGAUGUUUUAUUGUUUACCAAGAAAAUUAUGUGUCUAUGGUUAUUUUUGUAAUUUGUGUGUAAUUUGGUAUUUGUGUUUUUUGUGUGUGUUUUUUUCUUGUUGUAUAAAUAAAUAUUUAAAAAAAAGAAGAAAAAAGAAAAGGAGAUGGAAAAUGGAAUCUGACGUCUUCUGACUCAAGGUCUUCAGACAACUGAAUCUGGGAGGGCCUUAUGAGAAGAAAUACAAACCGCAACUGAUAGAUAUAUUAAUGAUCUGGGAAGUUACAGAAACAAACAUCUUACCCAUUCUCUCUUUUGCUCAGGGCCCCUGUGCAGUAUGUGUGUCAAUCGGUUUGGUUGCCGUCCUGUUAUGCUGGUCGGAGGCCUCUUUGCUUCAUUGGGGAUGAUCACUGCUUCCUACUCCACUAAUAUAAUACAGGUCUACCUUACCGCUGGUGUCAUUACCGGUAAGUGCCAGUGUCCAAGAACCAGCCAGUGGGCUGACUGUGUUACAUGUAGCUAUGUUAGUGGUUGCAAUAGCUUGUGAGAGAGGGUGAGCCAAUGGGGGGGGCAUGUGGUAUGGCAUCUCUUUGAUGUGCUAGUUUUGUAUUUGUGGGGAGACGUGUAUGUAGGGGAGCACUGAUCCCUUAAUGGCAUUCUUAAAUGGUACAGUUUCACAUUGCAUGCACUGGUGUAAAGUAGGUCUCUCAUUCACAACGCCCUUUCUGUCUACCACUUCCUGACAUUUUCUAAAGCACUCCUUUUACCAUAUGCAUUCUCUUUGUUGACUGGCCUCAGGCGUCUUCUCACUUCCUUGCAGUCAAACAUCAGUUACCAUUCUUGGUUCCUCUGCCAGGUCAGUGAGGUGCCUUGCUCACAACUAUCCACACGUAGCUGCAAGUGUGAGUCUGUUGCUGGUUGUAGGGCCCUUCCAAACUGGAUUUGUUUUUGCAGGUGGGUUCUGCAAGACUGCAUCAAUGCAUCAGUGCGUUAGUGAUGGAUCUAUACUGAACUGUCCACACACCAUUUAUUUGUUGUUCAGCGAUGAUUCCCCAAUGUUGUUGCAUUAUUGUUGUCUGGAGCACUACCCUUGCACUAUGGCGCAACAAGAUGGGGGUGGGGAUGGGAAACAUGGGACACUUGUGGUAUGAAAAGAUACAGGAUUUCAGCAGGAAGUUGAAUCAGAACAUGCACUGAUUGAAAAUAAAGUGGUAUGUCCGCCCUGAAAUUUUGUUGGUGGAAACAGUAUUGAAAGAGGGAUUGUGUAUAGGUGUCCCAACACCAUCAUGAACACAGAUAAUUAUAAAUGCAUAAUAAAAAGGAUGGGGGGGGUGCCUUCAUUCCCAUAAGUGUAUCUGUGAUUGAUAGGCAUCAGGUACAAAAUGAAAUCAAAUGAGAUCUCUCAUAUAUUUAUGUGAUUACUAUGGUUCCUUUUUUUUUUUGGUGGGUUAGAAAAUGGAAUAUUUCUUCCCCUUAAAAUAGGCACAAAGCAAGACUGGUUCUGUAUGUGUGAAAAGAGCUAGUCCAGGUAUGAGCAGGUUAUAGUUUCCCUUGAAAUCAAGAUGCAGUGCUAAGCGUGUAAGGACAAAAGAAGUAAUUAUAAUUUAGCUAUUUUGAAGUUACUCUAUUUUAUCAAAGCAACUAGAAAAAAUAUAUAUUGUGAUGGGAAGAUCUCACACAGGUGAAGGGAAGCAGUGGGGAGGAGGGGACGGUUAGGUUGAAUUUGGGAAAUAAAAUAAUACAUGGGACAGCAAAGGAUUCUUAUAGAAUAGUAUAGAUAUACUUGUAUAGAUAUACUUAUAGAUUCUUAUAGUAGAUAGUAUAGAUAUAGAUAUAUAGUAUAGAUAUACUUAUAUACUUAUACUUAAUAGUAUAGAUAUACUUAUACUUAAUAUACUUAUAUACUUAAUAGUAUAGCUAUACAUAUAGACUUAUAGAUUCUUAUAGAAUAGUAAUAUAUUGUAACCAGAAUAGAAGUUUAAAAGGGGAAAUAAAGGUACUUUUAGUAUUCAUUAUUGUAAUAGUUAUUAUUAUUUCUUAUUGGUAGAAGGCAAUGUUAAUUUAGACUUCUUUGUUUUGCUGUCUGUUUUUUUUCUUUUUUAAGCCAAUAAAAAUGAAAAAAAGGAAAGAAAUCAAGACGCAGUGAAUCUUACCAGACUUGAUCCAGGUUUUUCCAUGUUUCAUGGAAAUAUAGACUGUAAAACCUUAAAAUCUGCCCUUUUAAAUUCCUUCCAAAGUUUCCCACUUCCCCAGCAGGGAAAAAGACCACACUUUUGGUAACUUAAAAAUGUUUUACUUACAAACUCUCCAAAGGUCAGCUUGAUGUGCUUUUCCAUACAGCAUUCAGAAAAGUUGCACAGGUGGUAAAACUUAGCUUAGUUCGAAAGUGGUAAAAGUUCCUACAUUCUUGGUAUAGGAAUUCAAGAGUACUUGGUUGAGAGCCAUGUGGUUGAGCUGGAACAACCAGCUCAAAUCUCUUUGGGGGUUCUCUAGUAGACUGAGGGGCAACAAUAGGCUUGAUUACCCAUUUCCUUCCAAGAUAAAGGAAGUGACCCAGCUAAGCCUGGCAGGAUAGCUUACUCUAUGGUAUUAACCCUUUCAUACAUUAAUUAGACUUAAGCAUAUUGGCUAUAUGAGGCUGGUUAUAUGAGGCUAGUCUUCCUGCACAGGUUUGGACAAGAGCAUGCAGCCCUUAAAGAUAUGCUGAUGUCUUUGGCCAUACCCCAAACCGUAUCCUGGGCUAUUUUUGUAUCUUGAGCUGUGAAUUGCUCACCUGCAGCGCCUGCAGUAUAGAGCACUCCUGUUAUAUAUGCUGAAUGUUGUUCCUGAUUUAAACUCUGGCAUCUGUUCUGUUUCAGGACUGGGCCUGGCGCUCAAUUUCCAGCCGUCGCUCAUCAUGCUGAAUCGCUACUUUAGCAAAAAGCGACCUUUGGCCAAUGGGUUGGCUGCAGCUGGAAGCCCUGUGUUUCUUUGUGCUCUUUCCCCCUUGGGGCAGCAACUACAGCAUGAGUAUGGAUGGCGAGGAGGAUUUCUCAUCUUGGGGGGGUUGCUUUUGAACUGCUGUGUUUGUGGAGCUCUGAUGAGACCGUUGGAUGCUCCUAAAAAACCUGACGCUUCCCAAGCGGCCCCUGAGAAGCAAAUCAAGAAAAAGCUACUGGAUUUCAGUGUCUUCAGAGAUCGUGGCUUCGUAAUCUAUACAGUAGCUGCAUCCAUCAUGGUGCUGGGCUUAUUUGUGCCCCCGGUCUUUGUGGUGAGCUAUGCUAAGGAUAUGAAGAACCCAGACGGCAAAUCAGCUUUACUUCUGACCAUUCUUGGAAUGAUUGAUAUCUUUGCUCGGCCCAUUUGUGGAAUAGUGGCUGGCUUGAAGUGGGUUAGGCCCCGUUGUGUCUACCUCUUUAGCUUUUCUAUGCUCUUUAAUGGUUUUACUGAUCUCAUGGGGUCCAUGGCCUACAAUUAUGAUGGACUGGUGGUCUUCUGCAUUUUCUUUGGCAUUUCCUAUGGAAUGGUUGGUGCUCUUCAGUUUGAAGUUCUCAUGGCUAUUGUUGGCACACAGAAGUUUUCCAGUGCCAUUGGUUUAGUUCUCCUGAUGGAGGCGAUGGCCGUUCUAAUUGGACCACCUUCAGCAGGUAAAUGUUACAUUCAGUUCAUUUGCUGUUUGUCAAUUAAGGGAUGGGGCAGGUUUAUGGGGAAAGACAGAAAAGUGAUGGCAAUUACCAUGGGAUGCAAUUUCUUUUAUUUUGAGGCAAUGAACAACAGGCUUAGUUUUGGGUGGCGCUGUGGUCUAAACCACAGAGUCUAGGGCUUGCCGAUCAGAAGGUCGGCAGUUCGAAUCCCCGCAACAGGGUGAGCUCCCGUUGUUCAGUCCCAGCUCCUGCCCACCUAGCAGUUCAAAAGCACGUCAAAGUGCAAGUAGAUAAAUAGGUACCGCUCCGGCAGGAAGGUAAACGGCGUUUCCGUGUGCUGCUCUGGUUUGCCAGAAGCGGCUUAGUCAUGCUGGCCACAUGACCCGGAAGCUGUACGCCGGCUCCCUCGGCCAGUAAAGCGAGAUGAGCGCCGCAACCCCAGAGUCGGCCACGACUGGACCUAAUGGUCAGGGGUCCCUUUACCUUUACCUUACAGAUUUGUUGGCCCCAUGGCUACGUUAAGAACAUAAGAAGAGCCUGCUGGAUCAGACCAGUGACCCAUCUAGUCUAGUAGCCUUCUCACAGUGGCAACCAGAUGGCUAUUAGGAAACAGGACUUGAAUACAACCACACUAUCCACUCCUCUGGUUCUUGGCAACUGGUACUCAGAAGCAUGCUCAGAAGAACAAAGACAUGUGCAAGAGCAGACUGAGGAUCAGGGACAAGGUGGAGUGGUUGUGGUUACAGGCCAGCUUUGUCAAUCAGCCAAGAAGUAGCGCACUCACAUGUACCAUACUGAAAGUUAAAAAUAAAGAGCUAUCAGAAUUCAUAGGGAUUCUAAAUUUAUUGAAAAUGUUUCUUCAAAUUAAGAGAGUUGGGAACUUAGAGAAUGGGUUUGAUUGAACAUGUUGUUGAUGAAGCUGUGAAUUUUCUCUUCCAGGGAAAGUCUUGGACGCAACACACAAAUAUAUGUAUGUUUUUAUUAUGGCUGGCGUUGAAGUGGUCACUUCGGCUUUGGUGCUGGCUAUAGGAAAUGCCUUCUGUAUUAAAAAACCAGCAGAAACACACACACAAGAAGAUGUCGCUGAAAGAGAAGAGUUAAACAAAUCUGGAAACGCCAAGGUGGACUCUAUUGAAGUGGAACACUUUCUGAAAGACGAAAAGAACGGGGAAGUUGUAACUAACCCAGAAACCUGUGUGUGA